UCACCGAUAUGAUAAACGCAGAGAGAGGAUCAUAGACUGACUCAGCUGAGGCAGGCAAUGAGAGGGGAGGUACAAGGGCUGAGCUUUCCCCCUCUAGCCCAGCGGUUUCCUCCCCCGCUCCCAUUCUGCUCUCUCAGUCUUUCACAGUCACACAGCGUAGAGACUUACAGACAGAACAGCUCAGGCAGGAGAAAACCACUGGGAGGCAGGCAGGCGGCUGGGGGCUGAUGCUGCCAUUCCUUACACACAGAGGGGAAAGAGAGAGGGAAGGAGAGAGAGAGAGGGAGAGAAAGAGGGAGAGAGAGUGCUCAUCUACAGGAAAAGAGGUGCAGGGGAGAGUAGUUUUCUGUACUUUUCCCAGCAACACGUGGAUGGAACUCUCACAGGCUGAUCCUAUGAUGUGGAAUGCUUUGUGACUGUGUGGACACAAUACAAAACGGUGAUGACUAGAGACAUGAUUGUCUCAACAAUAGAGUCCCAGUAGAGAGCAGAGUGGAGAGGUGUCAGGAGGAGAUGAAAUUGAACUGAAGACCAACAUUUCUCUGAGGAGCCCAUGUCUCCCGUUGGGCAAAUAUGAUGGAACUCAGACACUCCCAAAUCAUUUGGAAUAAUUGUGAAAGUAGCAGCCUGUCAAACGCAACAACCUAUUGGACUUGACAAAAAGAUAGAAAAGGGGGGGGGCAAGGGUAGGAAGGUUGAAGAAUGUUUUUGAAUUUCAGAAGGAUCAGAAAAUGUCAAUGUGUGCAGCUGGUGACGACGUGCUUUGUCCUGUCCGUGUUGAUGGUGUGCUGGGAGCAGCUGGACCACCACGUGGUGAGCCAUAUGAAGUCCUACUCCUACCGCUACCUGGUCAACAGCUACGACUUCAUCAACAAGAGCUUUGGCAUCAGCCAGAGGGAGGCUAAGAGUCAGAGCAACUUCCCGUACCUCAUCAACCACCAUGACAAAUGUGACAGCAAUGAAGUGCUGUUGCUGCUGUUCGUCAAAUCUUCCCCAGAGAACCUGGAGAGGAGGCAGGCCAUCCGGGCCACCUGGGGGAAUGAGGCCUACACCCAGAGGGAGUUGGGGGCCACCGUGAGGGUGGUGUUUGCCUUGGGGGUCCACCCCAACCCCCAGCAGAGGGGCCAUGUACAGAGGAGGCUGCUGGGGGAGGACCAGGUCUAUGGGGACCUGGUCCAGCAGGACUUUGUGGACACCUUUCACAACCUCACCAUCAAACUGCUGCUGCAGUUCCGCUGGAGCCACAACUACUGCAGCCAAGCACGUUUCCUCAUGUCAGCCGACGACGACAUCUUUGUCCACAUGCCCAACCUGGUGCACUACCUGCAGGGCCUGAUCCGUCAGGGGGCCCAGGACCUCUGGGUGGGCCACGUGCACAGGGGAGCCCCACCCAACCGCCGGAAGGACAGCAAGUACCACGUGCCUUAUGAGAUGUACCAGUGGCUCUCUUACCCAGACUACACAGCGGGGGCAGGGUACGUUGUCUCAGGGGACGUGGCUUCCAAAAUCUACCAGGCCACUCUGUCCCUCAAUGCCUCGCUGUACAUUGAUGAUGUGUUCAUGGGCAUCUGUGCCAACGCCAUGGGGGUGUCUCCCCAGGAACAUGUUUACUUUUCAGGGGAAGGGAAGGCCCCCUAUCACCCCUGUAUCUACGAUAAGAUGAUCACCUCUCACGGACACGUGGCAGAUGUCCGGUACCUUUGGAAGGCAGCGACGGACCCCCAGAUCCAUGACAUUUCCUCUGGCCUGUUGGGAAAGAUGUACUGCACAGCAGUGAAAGUAAUGCUCCUCUGUAAACCUUACUAUUUAAAUACCUACCCAUGCAAAGCAGCAUUUUCAUAGUGUAUUGUAAGGCUGCACAGUAUGUCACUGCAGUCUUUAUUUUUAUUUUUUAUAUUUCAGUGUCAACAGCUGGUAUCAUUUUCUAAAUAAAGACCAAAGCCUUGUUCUUGAGCAUAUAUUCACCACUCUUGCCUUGGCUUGAUGGAUACUGCAGUUGUACUUUGUGGUUUAGCUAAUUGUGUGAUGGUAAACAGACUGUUCGUGUUCUUGGCUGCAUUCAGGAACAUUUUGGCUGGCUGCGUGAAGUCAUAAGGGAAGAAUAAUUUGAAUAAAUUACCUCAGUCUCAAGAGGAAAUUCUGCCCAGCAUUGCUAGCUGACAUUAGGGUUUUUAUUCAGUUUUCUAUUGCUCAUUGAAUUAAACUGGUUGAAAGUG
Messenger RNA from Oncorhynchus nerka (sockeye salmon), 2216 nucleotides. RefSeq names its product lactosylceramide 1,3-N-acetyl-beta-D-glucosaminyltransferase A-like. The record is from RefSeq and is a predicted model, not a curated record. The coding region runs from base 703 to 1842 and encodes 379 amino acids. Gene Ontology annotation, cellular component: Golgi membrane. Lineage: Eukaryota; Metazoa; Chordata; Actinopteri; Salmoniformes; Salmonidae. The transcript is spliced from 2 exons.